Phytophthora nicotianae INRA-310 is the source of this 723-nucleotide messenger RNA. RefSeq lists its product as hypothetical. The transcript is spliced from 4 exons. Lineage: Eukaryota; Oomycota; Peronosporomycetes; Peronosporales; Peronosporaceae. The coding region runs from base 1 to 723 and encodes 240 amino acids. The record is from RefSeq and is a predicted model, not a curated record.
AUGUCCGCGCGAGACGAACGGGAAGACGAACGGACAGAAGGAAGAGCUGCCAGCAGCUCGCAGAUACGAAGACACAUGCCGCCAGCGAUGGACUCCCCCACGUCGGAUCGGCAACUACGCGCUGGUAACUCGGAAUUGAACUACAUGCUCGCCACGCUCGGCUUUGAGCGUGACAACGACACGGAUGAUGACUUCGUCGUCGAGGAAUCGCUCUCAUCUGAAGUAUUUGAUGCGGACGACAAGCCAAACACAACGCGGGGCGAGAAGAAGGACGACAAGAGCAAGGGGAGAGGAACUGCUGCAGAGCCGCCAGAAAUUAAGAGCACAACGACCGUGCUAAAGCCGUAUUCUCCGCACAAAGUCUCGCCUCCUCCAACCAAGAAACGAAAAGUGUGGGUGACAAGCGGAUCGGAUGGUGAUGGCGACUCAAAUUUGGGCUCUGUGACCAAAGCUGAUGGUAGUGACUUGGAAACCGUUCCGUACUCGCCCACGGAUUCUCAAUACCAACCUCGAAAACGUAAAAGUAAACACCUCGAGGAGAUGGACACGAUGCUGAAUGACAGCGACGAGAUUGAAAAUACUGUCCCGCCGUUCAAGCCAGCGUCUACCUUGGAAAGCUGGUCAUCUUUUGAGGAUCAUUUUACGAAGUACAAGAAGAAGUACAAUCUCAAGUUUCGUGUACGCAGCUCGGUAAAGACGGCGCUUCACAACAGGAAUGCUUGA